AGAUCCAGAUUUUCCAAAAUGGACCUACUCGCUGAGCUACACCGCGAUAUUACUAAUUUUCUAUCUACCUCAGGAUACACGUCGGGUUACACACUAAAAUUCCUCGACCGACGGCUCUGCCAGACGGGUGAUGUGAUGAUCAGACACGGAAUCGAGUCGGAACUGCAGCUGGACGUGGAGCGCCUGGUGCGAGAAAGCCGGGAGUGGAAGCUUCCGAUCGAGCGUGCCAUGCUUGAUGGUAACACGGGGCGCCUUUGGAUUCAGCGUGCCACUGCCUACCGGUGGGGUCUUGAGAGCUAUCGACAAAGGCCGCUACAUGGUGUAGGCUGCGAGCGAAUCUUCUUCGUGGACGAACCGCCAACAGGUGACCAGGAACGAGACACCAAUGGACCACCGAACGCGCUCACUUUGGCCACUUUUCGUGCAAAUGCACUGAGGAAGGUUUUGCGCAACUGUUUCACCUACGCCGGUUAUCAGUUGGUCAGCGAACAGGAGGUGAAAGUUAAUGGUGAUCAAGGACCGAGGGACCUCAUCGAGAUCGCAGUAGUGCACAGAAAGACUAGAGGCGGGACCGAACAGCAAAGCGGCGCAAAACGAAUCGAGAUACUGUGCGGACCGGUUUUGCAUGGCGCAGACCUAAGCACGGCGGACGAUUACAUAGCACGCCGCUCGAACGAUAUGCAACUCAUCGCACAGCACAAGUACCGGGUGGAUCUUCGGCACAUGCCCUACAGUCACUCAUCCAUCGCCAGCCUUGGCCGUUCGGCGGCCAUCGUGGAUGUCCUGCAGGCAAAACAUUCCAGCGCGAUCGAUAUGCGGCGCGGACUGGCCAGUAGUACGAUCUCCUCCAGCAAGGGCGCUUCCUUUAUCCUGUACAAUUACGCCCGGCUGGCGGCACUGUUUGAAAAGUACGAGACCAUGCGGCAGACACAAGGCUAUCCGGAGUUGCCGUCAACCGUGGAAGGACUCGAUUUUACUUUGCUCACCGAACCGGACGAGUGGCAGCUGCUGUUCGUGUACGUGAUCGGUUUUCCGGCCGCCCUACGCCAGACGCUCGGUGAUGGGAUGCUGGAACGGAUGGUCCCUCAUCGGCUGGUGGAGUUUACGUUUGGAUUGGUGUCCUGCCUCAGCAAGUACUACCGCCAGACGCGCAUCUUGACGGAGAACCGCCCGAAGCUUGUGCCGGCCAUGCUGGUCCGGUUGUGUCUGCUGCGAAGCGUAUAUCACACGCUGGACGUUCUGUUGAAUCUUCUCGGUCUGGAAGCGGUUACGAAGAUGUAGGAAAAGAUAGAAAGGACACACGCAGGAAAUGCUUUAUUCCUACAUUACCCCUAACGUGUGGAAUUGUUAUGUUGAAUUCUUCGAGAACGAAGAUGUAAGCGCGACGGAUGCUUCCUUUUAUUAUCCUUAAACAUGUAAAUAUAAAU
Messenger RNA from Anopheles aquasalis, 1427 nucleotides. RefSeq names its product DALR anticodon-binding domain-containing protein 3. Lineage: Eukaryota; Metazoa; Arthropoda; Insecta; Diptera; Culicidae. The record is from RefSeq and is a predicted model, not a curated record. Gene Ontology annotation, molecular function: arginine-tRNA ligase activity; ATP binding; tRNA binding. Gene Ontology annotation, biological process: arginyl-tRNA aminoacylation; tRNA C3-cytosine methylation.